Aspergillus japonicus CBS 114.51 is the source of this 813-nucleotide messenger RNA. Its product is annotated as putative short-chain dehydrogenase/oxidoreductase. Bases 1 to 813 code for a protein of 270 amino acids. Gene Ontology annotation, molecular function: oxidoreductase activity. Lineage: Eukaryota; Fungi; Ascomycota; Eurotiomycetes; Eurotiales; Aspergillaceae. The record is from RefSeq and is a predicted model, not a curated record. The transcript has 2 exons.
AUGUCUUUCCCCUACCAGAAGGUCCUCGUCAUCGGCGCCACCUCCGGCAUCGGCAAAUCCCUAGCCACCAAGCUGGUUGAGAAUGGCAUCCGCGUGGUGGUCGCCGGCCGCCGCAAGGAGAACCUGGAUGCGUUCGUCGCCCAGCACGGCAGCGACAAAGUCGACUCCGCCGUGUUCGACGUGAUGCAGCUCGAGAAGAUCCCCGAGUUCGCCGCCAGCAUCACGACCGCCCACCCAGACCUGGACUGCGUCUUCGUGAACAGCGGCAUCCAGCGACCGUUCGAUUUCGCGCGCCCGGAGACCGUGGACCUGGACAUCUUCGACCAGGAGCUGAUCACCAACUACACGUCGGCGGUGCGGCUGACCAAGGCGUUCCUGCCGCACCUGCAGCAGCAGCCGCGCCAGACGGCGCUGGUCUACACAACCUCGCAGAUGGCGCUGGUGCCCAUGAUGCGGUGCCCGAACUACGGCGCCUCCAAGGCGGCACUGCACCACUUCAUCCUGGCGCUGCGCACGCAGCUGAGCGAGAGCGCCCAGGGCGACGUCCGCGUGCUGGAGAUCUACCCGCCCGCCGUGCAGACGGAGCUGCACGACGCCAAGCACCAGCCCGACCUCAAGGACGGCCACCUCAUCGGCAUGCCGCUGCAGGAGUUCGUCGACGAGGUCUGGGCCCGUCUGGACAAGGGGGAGGACCAGAUCCCCGUCGGCUCCGCCGCCGACAUCUUCCAGGCCUUCGAGGUCAAGCGCCAGGAGCUGUACAAGGGGAUGACCGAGUUGUUGUCGGGUCUGUUGAAGCAGUUCCUGCGCGAGUAA